UAUUCAAAGCUCUCUCUCUCUCUCUCCAGUGUAAAGUUUCCAUUUUUUCAAUCUUUCUUGCCUACAUUGGCACCGUAUAUUUAAUUGAGAUAAAAUUCUCAUUCUUAUUCAAUUCUCACGAGAAGCUUUGUCCGAGAGAUUGGAUCCAUUCACCACGACGCUCUCACACUCUCUAAAUUGAUAGAGUCUUGUCAAAGAAGAAGUUUGAUUAGGAUCAUUGCUAAAGUAAUCUUCAAUGCCAAUGCCACUGCAACGUGGCACCUCAGGAGGAGGCAUACGAGCUUCCGAAGCUCUCAGAGACUCUCAAAUGAAAGACAAAACAGGAGACAACACCACCACCUUGAGGUUUCCUUUUACCGACAAGGCUGAUCCUUACACGUCAAGGAACAACAAGCAGAGGUUGAUGCUUCUGUUUGUUAAAACCACUUUGGCUCUUAUUGUCCUUCUUGCUCUCGCUGGCUCCUUCUGGUGGACCAUCUCUAUCUCCACGAGCUCUUCUAGUGGUCACGUGUAUCAACGCAGCCACAGCUACAGGAGGUUACAGGAGCAGCUUGUUUCUGAUUUGUUGGAUAUUGGAGACAUCUCUGUAGGUCCCACUAGGUGGAAAGAGCUGGAGUAUUGUAGUAUAGACUCUGAGAGCUAUGUUCCUUGCUUUAAUGUCUCUGAGAAUAUUGCUUUUGGUUACUCCAAUGGUGAUGAGAGAGAUCGGUUUUGUGGGCCUGGUGGGUCGAGAGAGGGAUGUUUGGUUUUGCCUCCUGUGGAUUAUAAGGUUCCACUGAGGUGGCCAACGGGUAAAGAUGUGAUAUGGUUUCGUAAUGUUAAGAUCACUGCUGAUGAAGUGUUGACUUCUGGUAGUAUCAACAAGAGGAUGAUGAUGUUGGAUGAUGAUCAAGUAUCUUUCCGUUCUGCAUCUCCUAUGUUUGAUGAGAUCGAAGACUAUUCCCAUCAGAUUGCUCAGAUGAUUGGGAUUAAGAAUGAUAACUUCAUUGAAGCUGGUGUGAGAACUAUAUUGGAUAUUGGAUGUGGUUAUGGUAGCUUUGGAGCGCAUCUACUCUCAAAACAACUCUUAACAAUGUGUAUAGCAAACUAUGAAGCCUCAGGUAGCCAAGUUCAGCUAACACUCGAGAGGGGUCUCCCUGCAAUGAUUGCUUCUUUUGUGUCAAAGCAGUUGCCGUAUCCUUCUCUUUCCUUUGAUAUGUUGCAUUGCUCAAGCUGCGGCAUUGAUUGGGACCACAAAGAUGGGCUUUUUCUUGUGGAAAUUGAUAGAGUUUUGAAGCCAGGAGGUUACUUUGUUUGGACAUCUCCUCUUACAAACACUCGUAGCAAAGAGGAUCUUAAGAGAUGGAGCUUUGUUCGUGAUUUUGCUGAGAGUAUCUGUUGGACUCUUUUGUCUCAGCAAGACAAGACUGUUGUUUGGAAGAAGACAACCAAAACCAAAUGUUACAGUUCUAGGAAGCCUGGGGUGGGACCUUCUGUGUGUAACAAAGGGCAUGACGUUGAGUCUCCUUAUUACAAGCCGCUUCAGAUGUGUCUUGGUGGAACACGUAGCAAGAGGUGGAUUCCCAUUGAAGGGAGAACAAGAUGGCCUAGCCGGUCUCACAUGAACAAGACUGAGCUUUCACUAUAUGGUCUUCACCAGGAGGAGGUUGGAGAAGAUGCUGAGAAUUGGAAAGUAACAGUAAGAGAAUACUGGUCUCUCUUGUCUCCUCUGAUAUUCUCUGAUCACCCCAAGAGACCAGGCGAUGAAGAUCCUUCACCUCCUUAUAACAUGCUGAGAAACGUUUUGGACAUGAAUGCUCAGUUCGGUGGUCUCAACUCCGCGUUGCUGGAAGCAAAGAAAACGGUCUGGGUUAUGAACGUUGUUCCUACGGCUGGACCUAACCACCUCCCAAUGAUCCUUGACCGUGGCUUUGUCGGCGUCUUACACGACUGGUGUGAAGCGUUCCCGAGUUAUCCAAGAACAUAUGAUCUUGUCCACGCAGACAAUCUUUUGUCUCUCCAGACAAGUCAGCACCGAAGCUCAUGCUCGCUUCUGAACAUAUUCACAGAGAUUGAUAGAUUACUUCGUCCAGAGGGAUGGGUGAUAAUCCGUGACACGGCACAGCUGGUGGAAACGGCCAGAGCUUUGACAACGCAGUUGAAGUGGGAUGCUAGAGUCAUAGAGGUUGAAAGCAGCAGUGAACAGAGACUCCUCAUCUGCCAAAAGCCUUUCACCAAGCGACAAUCAAUCUAAAACAAGAAGGGACAUAGUAGACACAGGUUUUCUCUAUUUUUUGUUGAAAAGUAUCACAGUGUAGAACCAGUCAUCAAACUAUGGUGUGGGUAUACGGGGAAGAAGAAGAAAGGAGAAAGACACGCCAGGGGACGUAAGACCACCGGUGAAAGUUUCUUUAUCUGGUUUCAUGAGUUUUCCCCAUUUUACAGAAUCUAGAUUUAUUAUAUACAAGUGAAAAGAAUAUGUACCAACAUUAGUGAAGAUUUAAUAAAAUAGUUGUAUUUCAUUUUCAA
Molecule: messenger RNA, 2508 nt
Organism: Brassica oleracea var. oleracea
Lineage: Eukaryota; Viridiplantae; Streptophyta; Magnoliopsida; Brassicales; Brassicaceae
Product: probable pectin methyltransferase QUA2
Exons: 8
Coding region: 236-2233 (665 amino acids)
Cellular component (GO): cytoplasm
Molecular function (GO): methyltransferase activity
Source: RefSeq, a predicted model, not a curated record